ACUGACUCUCAAGAAAAUUUUACAGCAUUUUGCAGUGUCAACGAAUCAAAAGAAAAGUCAUAUGACAUACUUGUUGAAACUGUUGAUUGAAUAUCAGCCUCUUCCAGCCUACGACUCAUUGCCAGCUACAGGCCAGCAGUUACUUUAUAUAGAUGGGAGAGAUGUAGUGAAUCAAAGAAGCGCACAAACCUUGACAUCGUCACAAACACCUAGCUCUACUGAACAACCGACGAGAAAAAAAGAGAAAACCGAUGCCUUUACCCCCUGUUAUAAAUUUGGACGACGAGGGCAACUGCCUAUACGUGCACUUUGGGCUAGAAAACGCAUUAUGUGGUGAUUCUGUUGGCAUCUAUUUUAAACACGCGGAUAUCCUCCAGUAUGCUGGCAUCUAUAGGACAAAUCCUGAAGCUUUGCCCUUUUGUUUAAGAAACAAGAUUUACAAGAUGGAUAAGAAAGUUGAAGUGGAGCAGGCCAAAGCAUUUCUUCAAGGUCGUCGCUUGGAUGACACGGACAACGCAGUUUUGAUCUCUCGUCAUGUGACACACUUUGAGGUGGAUUUAAGUGCGGAUGGAGUUCAGUUUUUCGACAAUUCAGAACAGUCUGAAUGCAUCCCUAUCUGUAUGAUAGUCCAUUCAGUGAGUGAGUCUACUGAUCUAUCCAAGUGCAAGCGUAUUUUACUUAAAGUGCGAAAACCUGUUAUUAUUGGCGUUGCUCAUUGCAAAACAAAACCAGACGUGAAGAAAUUCCUUGCCCCUUUGAUUCAAGAAUUAGUGCGACUUGAUCCGACGAAUCUGGAUGACCAAGUUACUGCUGGUCGACAAUUUACAGUGUCAAUUCGGUGCAUCAUAGCCGAUUGGCCUAUGCGAUCGUAUCUUAAACGAAUAAAGGGACAUUCAGGAUAUUGGUCCUGCGAACGCUGUAUUCAGGAAGGUGUACGAUGCAUUCAUCAUCCCACAGUGCCACUGAAAUCAGGAGAAGAGCCGAAAACUAGUAUUCAAUUUUUGGAACUGAACGCCCCCAAGAACUGAUGAGGAUUUUUGU
Molecule: messenger RNA, 1041 nt
Organism: Daphnia magna
Lineage: Eukaryota; Metazoa; Arthropoda; Branchiopoda; Diplostraca; Daphniidae
Exons: 2
Coding region: 252-1028 (258 amino acids)
Source: RefSeq, a predicted model, not a curated record